UCCAAAUUCAAUAUGGCGGAUCCAAUAUGGCCGACAAAAUAUCUAAAAAAGCAUCAAAACUGACUGAAAAUACAUACUUCAAGGUUGCUGAGGACUUUCUUGUCAUAUUCGCUGAAUAAAAUUUUAUUCAUGAGAUCAUAACAAUACCUUUUUCAUUAUUUAUCCCAUUAAGAUCAUUGAUUUUUUCCAAUGUAGCUUGAUGUUCAUCUAGAUUUUGAAUAACUAUUUAUUUUAAAUGAUAUUUUCAUUAUCAAGUUUCAAACAUAUAAAGUUCCCUCUUUCAAAAUUAUCAAUAGUUUAUUUGGGUAAUAGUCCAAAUCGUUGUCAGUUUGUACUUUUUUAGUUUUUGAGGAGCACAAUUCCUCAGGUAUCGUCAAAUAAUCUCAGAUUCUUGACGCAGGUGGUGUCCUAAAGUUACCAAAAAGGGGUUGACAUCGUUUGAGUUAUAAUUCGCUAUACUUUUGUAUGAACUUGAAUUAUAUCACAAAUAAACUAUUGAAUGUAAUUUCACAUUCAACAUGAGGAGGAAUUGGUUGCCAUUCCAAAUCCAGAUAAUUCUGGUUCCUCAGGUGGAGAGAGUUCGGAUGAUGAAACUGAUCGUGGAAAGGCCAAAGUAACUAUGACUUAUGACAAGAUCUGUAAAAGUUAUCGCGAAAAUCAAGAUAAAUUGGAAAAAGGUCAUGAGUUCAAAUGGGUGAAUGGCGAAAAAAAGUAUACAUGCGAUCUUAUGGAUAAAGUUUUAUUGAAGGAUACUCAGAAGAAACGUAUUAGAGAAAGCAAGCCAGUUGAACUUUUUGAACAAUUUUUCUCUGUAGAUAUGACAGACUAUAUGAUCGAUGCCAGCAAAGAAAAUGGUUUGAACUUGAAUAUGGAUGAUCUAAAUACGUUCAUCGGUAUUAUUUUAGUGAGUUCUUUCAACAAGCGGAAGUCUCAAAGAGAUUAUUGGGCUGCUGAUCCUUUUUUAUCGUGUGAAGUAAUUUCUUCCGCAAUGUCACGUAAUACGUUUGAAAAUAUAAAAUCUAAACUCAAAUUUUCGAAAACGAAAGAUGAAAAUACCGAUGAUAAAGGUUGGCGCGUCCGUGUUUUGCUAAAUAAAUUUCGAAAAAAUAUUCUCCAGUACGGUAUCAGGAGAACUGCCAUGUCUGUAGACGAAAUGAUGGCUAAAUCAUACGCGAGAACAUCAUUGAAACAGUUUAUUCGGGGAAAGCCUGUUCGAUUUGGAUUGAAAUUUUGGGGUCUUUGUACAGCAGACGGAUUUUUACUGAAUGUUGAUCUUUAUUGCGGAAAGAACUCAAUAAUUGGUGAGAAAUUAGCUAAAUGUGCUUUGGGUUCUCGCGUUGUUCUAAAUUUAUUGAAACCAUUUUUCGAAAUGGUUCCUGCUGGACAAGUUCCCCAGUUCCAUCUAUAUUUUGACAAUUACUUCACGAAUUUAGAUCUUAUGGUGCACUUGAAUAAACUACAAAUAAAAUGUACCGGGACCAUAAGAGAGAAUCGAGUAGCUGACAAGAACGUGAUCAGUAAGACGUCUAAACGCGGAACGUAUGUCGUGAAGCAUGAUAAAAACAGUGGCAUAAAUUAUAUAACGGCUAUGGAUUCGAAGUUAGUUUCAAUCAUAUCUACUGCUGCUGGAGUAACACUUUUAUCAGACUCUAAGAGGUACAGUUCGGAAUCAAAGGCCAAGAUUGAUAUACCGUUCCCACAAGCUUUUCAUCUGUACAAUCGAUUUAUGGGUGGGGUAGAUUUACAUGAUGGACAUUGUAACAAUGUUGCGCCGUGCAUCCGAUCCAAAAAAUGGACGUGGGUAGUUUUUAUCAGAUUGCUUCAAGCAGCAAUUGUGAAUGCCCUUGUGAUUUUCAAUGCUUGUGGAGAUGGUCAGAAUAAAGUUGGAACGAAAGAAUUUGUUAUGUCAAUAGCCAAGAGUUAUGUACAAAAGAGUCAAAUGAGGCGUAAUAUACACAAAAUUUCUCGACAAAGUAAACAAAAGAAGUGCAAAAAUUGUUCAAUCAGAACAUACAAUUUCUGUGAAGGUUGUGAUGCAUACUUAUGCAGUCCAUGUAUGAAAAAAGAUCACUAAGAUGUUUGAGUGAGAUGUAGUGAGCGGCAAGGGGACUCACAAUAAAAAAGCACCCCGAAAAGUGAGAGGCAAGGUGACUCACGAUAAAAAAGCACACCGAAAAGUGAGAGGCAAGGGGACUCACGAUAAAAAAGCACCCCGAAAAGUGAGAGGCAAGGGGACUCACUAUAAAAAAGCACCCCAAAGGAGACAGAAUUUUACUACGUCCACGCCGUUGUCUCUGGGUUAUGCAAAAAGUAGAAUAUAUAUUUUCAGUCAGUUUUGAUGCUUUUUUCGAUAUUUUGUCGGCCAUAUUGGAUCCGCCAUAUUGAAUUUGGAAAUUCUAUCCUCAGAUUCGUGAUCAGCGACCCCAAAAACCUUGAU
Odontomachus brunneus is the source of this 2437-nucleotide messenger RNA. RefSeq names its product piggyBac transposable element-derived protein 3-like. The transcript is spliced from 2 exons. NCBI's taxonomy places the organism in Eukaryota, Metazoa, Arthropoda, Insecta, Hymenoptera, Formicidae. Gene Ontology annotation, molecular function: zinc ion binding. The record is from RefSeq and is a predicted model, not a curated record. The coding region runs from base 620 to 2074 and encodes 484 amino acids.